UUUCUUUCUAGUGCUUCAUCAGGUAGUUAAUGCUGGGGGUGGUGGUGAGAAUUAAUAGCUUUUUCACCCUGCCUCCUUUUGCCUCUACUUUUUCUGAAUAUAAAUAACAACAAAAGGAAAAGGAUUGUUAACCCAGGACUUUGUAUGACAUGGAUUCAGAAUCCUCUCAACAAAAAUAUGAAAUACCUAGAAAGCCAGACUAUAACAAAGGACCAAAUGAAGAUGAAGACAUAGUUGCAGAGAUCACGGGACGACGUUUCUGUCCUUCUUUGAUAACCACCCAUACUUGGGAAGAAUUCAAUUUUGCUGGCCACAGGAUCAAGAUUACAGAAGCUACAGACAGUUAUGGAGCUGUGGUUUGGCCUUCGGCUCUUGUUCUGUGCUAUUUUUUGGAAACAAAUGUGAAGCUUUGUAACUUGGUUGACAAAAAUGUUAUUGAAAUUGGAGCUGGAACGGGCCUUGUGUCUAUAGUAGCCAGUUUGCUAGGUGCUCAUGUAAUUUCCACUGACUUGCCAGAAAUGCUAGGAAACCUUCAGUACAAUCUUCUCAGAAAUACAAAACUGAAAUGCAAACAUGAGCCUCAGGUGAAAGCUUUGGUCUGGGGGGUGGACCUGCAGAAGAAUUUCCCCAGAUCUUCAUCUCAGUUUGACUACAUAUUGGCCGCUGAUGUUGUAUACAACCAUCCUUACCUGGAGGAGCUGCUUCUAACCUUUGAUCAUUUGUGUAUGGAUAAUACCACCAUCAUCUGGGUCAUGCGGUUCAGACUGGAAAGUGAAAACUGGUUUGUGGACCAAUUCAAAAAAAUGUUCCAUCUGGAAAUUAUUUCUGAUUUUCCUAGUUUAAAUAUAACCCUGUUUAGAGCAAAGAGGAGGCCAAAACAACUCUAAUGAAUACAUCCUACCUGUUGGUUAUUGAUAAUUACCCAGUUUAAUAGAAAAGAAUAGAAUUAUUUAUUGGCCAAGUGUGAUUGGACAUACAAGGAAUUUGUCUCCAUAAGCUCUCAUUGUACAUAUAAGCAACAAGUGAUAAAUUAUGAUCAUAAAUAAAAAAAUACAAUCAUCAUAAAUCAUAAGAUAUAACAUUCUGUGAUAGUCAUAGGUUACUAAAUAAGCAAUCAACAUAAAUUCUAAGAUACAACCAACAAGGUUAUAGGAAGCUAAGGAAAUACGUAAUAGGAUCAAAAUCAAGCGUGUUAAUUUGCUUGAUUUUCCAGUUCUGAAUGUGCAAAGUUGCUGGAGUACUCAAAUAUUUUAUUUCUUAUCAACAUUUCAGUUCAACAACAGAUCCAGACUACUGUGAUGAUUAUUAUAAAACUAAAAUUUAGUUGCAUGAUUUUAUAUGAAUAAAUUAUGAGCUGUCAGGUUAACCUUACAUUCUCAAUUGAUAUUUUGAUUAUUUCAAGGGUGGCAGGUUAACCAGCUGUGAUAAAGUAGAGAGAGGUGGUUGCUUCAGGCAACACAUAUUGUGCGUGCAGAAAAGUGGGUGACAUGGUAGCUGUGUGUCUUUAGUUCUGAUAACUGCUAUUCCGUUGAUAAUGCCUAAGGAAGACUCAAUUGCCUGCCUUAUCAACUUUUAUUUGUUUAUUAAAUUUAUAUGCAAAGCUUGUCAUGUUUUCUGGAAAGGAGUAGGGGGUAAUGGCUAAUUCCCAUUAAGUAAUACCCAGGACCGAAUUUUAAUAUUUGUAAUAGUUAUAGUUAUAGUGCUUGUCAGG
Molecule: messenger RNA, 1711 nt
Organism: Ahaetulla prasina
Lineage: Eukaryota; Metazoa; Chordata; Lepidosauria; Squamata; Colubridae
Product: protein-lysine methyltransferase METTL21E-like
Exons: 5
Coding region: 150-887 (245 amino acids)
Biological process (GO): peptidyl-lysine methylation
Cellular component (GO): cytosol; cytoplasm
Molecular function (GO): protein-lysine N-methyltransferase activity
Source: RefSeq, a predicted model, not a curated record